UUAAUUAAAAUAAAAAUGAGACCUGAGCCACCACCUAAAGCCAAACCAAUAGAGAAAGAAAAAGAUUGCAUUUUAUUCAGCAAUUCACCAAUCGAAGACGUGAACCAUGCGAAAAGUUUUUGGAAAUCAUUAACUCUCCAACCUCCACUGGAAUCACGAUUAGUUUCCGCGGACAUACGACAACGUUUACGAAUAGCAACACCACCGAAUAAACCCCCCAAAAAAACAAGAAGAUCCACUACAACAUGGGAGGAAACAAAAACAGCGGUGUUUUUACACAAUGCUUAUCAACAAGACAAAAAAGAAGUUAAACAGAAGUAUAGACAGCUGAUGCUUCAAAGGGAAGCAGCCUUGAAUCUUCUCCAUAAGCAAAGACUCGAGAGGCUCCAGAAAGAAUUAAUCUCUCUUCCUUACAAACCCGCACAAAAAACUUUUGACAAUAAAAUUGAAGAAGACUAUAUAUCUGAUGAGUUAGAGUGAAUAAAGAUGGUAUUAUUAUCAGUGUUACUUGUAUCAUCAAUGUUGGGGAAUUGUUCGUUUUCUCCAAAACAGGACUUUUUAUGAGCAAGUUGCUGAUAUGCAAGGAGCUUCCAUUUAGAUAAGAUUUGUAAGGAGUUACUAUAUUUAGAAGGUUCAGAUUUUUCGUUUCUGAAUUGUCAUUUUAUUGUAUUUUACGUCCAUUUCUUUCAAAAAUAGGAAGGUUCUGUACAAGUAGGCACUGUACUGAUACAUGAAAAACUGC
Molecule: messenger RNA, 742 nt
Organism: Styela clava
Lineage: Eukaryota; Metazoa; Chordata; Ascidiacea; Stolidobranchia; Styelidae
Product: cilia- and flagella-associated protein HOATZ-like
Biological process (GO): cilium assembly
Source: RefSeq, a predicted model, not a curated record